CCCAGUUUCCUCCCAUAAUCAUCCAUCCAAAAGCAUCACUCUAAAAUGCGGCAAAAAAGAUCCAAAACGUAUAGAAAGCUCAUGGCGUUGUAUUCCAUGACCUUUGGUUUUCGUCAGCCCUAUCAAGUUCUCAUCGACUCUGAAAUGUGCAAGCUGGCUGCGGAUACCAACAUUGAAUUGGUGAAGCAAAUAGGUGCUGUUUUACAUGGAGAAAUAAAACCCACCGUUUUAGUGAUAACUCAGUGUUGCAUACAUGAACUCUACCUUCAGGGAAAGUCUCGCCAAAAUGCUGUCGAUCUUGCCAAAUGUUUUGAAAGACGAAGAUGCAACCACAGGGAACCAAUACCGGGCGAUGAUUGUCUUAAAAGCGUCGUUGGGGAUACGAACAAACAUCGCUAUGUUAUAGCAUCCCAGUCGCAGCCGCUUCGUUCGAAGUUGCGAAGCAUUCCGGCUGUGCCUCUCGUUCAUAUCAACCGUUCUGUAAUGGUCCUUGAACCGCCUAGUGAUACAACUCUUGCGUCUAAACAAAAGAGCGAGGAAGAAUCUUUGCAUCCAACGGCUCCUGACAUCGCAUUAGUUGGUCCAUCAUCAGAUCCACCCCGGAAGAAGCGGAAGGGACCAAAAGGACCCAACCCUUUGAGCGUAAAGAAGAAAAAAGUCGAUAAUACUCUAACCAAGAGACAGAAUACUAGUAAAGGAGCGCACAGCGAUUCUCCAGAGAAAAAGAGGAAACGGGAUGAAGACGAGGAUGAGGAUGUAAAUUCAGAACUGGAGAGUGUUGUACGUUCGGGCAGGAAGAGGAAGCGGAGAAGAAAGGUCACAGAAUUGCAUGUAGACAAGGACUGACACCUUUUUGUCUUGCAUGGUAGCGUUAUUUUAAUUCAUAUUCAAUGGCAAGGAUCACAGCGGGCUGUUUAUCCGCGUCUGAUUAUUAUUAAUGCUCACAACGACGUCAGAAUGUCGUG
This is a messenger RNA of Desarmillaria tabescens, 965 nucleotides long. RefSeq names its product Fcf1-domain-containing protein. The record is from RefSeq and is a predicted model, not a curated record. Bases 46 to 846 code for a protein of 266 amino acids. Gene Ontology annotation, molecular function: small ribosomal subunit rRNA binding. NCBI's taxonomy places the organism in Eukaryota, Fungi, Basidiomycota, Agaricomycetes, Agaricales, Physalacriaceae. Gene Ontology annotation, cellular component: nucleolus; small-subunit processome. The transcript has 5 exons.